Molecule: messenger RNA, 1608 nt
Organism: Durusdinium trenchii
Lineage: Eukaryota; Dinophyceae; Suessiales; Symbiodiniaceae
Source: the annotation of a GenBank genome assembly
UUUGCUACAAGUUCCUGAUCCACUUUCUGGUGAUCUUUUCCUGACGGAUACUGGUUCCAACGGGUUCCCUCUUGGAGAGGGAGAUUCGCCAAGAAGGCGUCCAGGUGUCAUGCGUUGCUCCAUCCCAGUGCAGACGGCAUGUUCAGGUGUCGAAAUACGCAGCAAGACCACGGGGAGUGGCCCCAGCGAGAAAACGGUGCCCACGAUUUCCAUGUCCCUCAGCAUCGACCUUCCAGUGGAAGAGCUGAUCAGCGCGCUGAGUUUCUUCCAGCAGCAGCACUCCCCGCAGCCGGAUGAGGUGCCAACCGCCUUUGACUCGCGCAAGGCUCUGCCAACCGCGUCGGCGCAGGCUUGGAGCCCUGGCGUGCCAUCGGUGUCCGCUGACUUGAUGACACCUGCGCUGGCGGGAGGCCUCCCGGGAACGGCUCAGACCGCAAAGAGGGAGCCCAGGGAGCCCGCGGCCGCUUCUCAGGGGUAUUCCAACCUUGCACCGCCUCCGGGCCUGACCUCGCAGUGGGAGACAUUGAACAUGGCCACCAGGAGCAGGAUCAAGGUCACGAACCUGGUGCGACGCUUGAAGGCUCAGGAGGUGCAGAUGGUCUUCGAACGCUAUGUGGGCCCCAUAGCCCAAUGCACCUUGAUCGAGGACGCAUGCUCCAUCACUUUCAUGAAUGCGGACCACGCACAGGCGGCGGUUGACCGCUAUGAUGGUGGGGUGCUUGAGGUCAGAACGGACAAGUCUGUUCCCGGAGAAGCUUUGAUAUUGUAUCCCAAGGACAGCAACUUUCGACGUACUGUGGAGGACCGUAUUGGGCCUUUGCAGCAGUGCCACUUGCGACGGGGAGAAGGAUGGAUGACCCUCUUCCGUGGCUCCAUUACCAAGCAGCUGAAGAGGGAAGAGGCAUUGAACCAGAUUGACUUCAAGGGCAGCCUCAUUGGCAUUUCCUUAGAUGCUUCAACAGCACCACCGGCUCUGGGUCCGUUGCCUGGACCCAUGGAGGGCUUGGUGCUUGGUGGGCCAAUGGUUUUCUGAGAUCCGCGGGAGCACGGGGCGCUAGACCUGAGUCUGCUCCCACGGUCGGUUGCUUUGAAGGUACUCCAGGUACAGUCCCUUAGUUGGAGCUCUAAAGGGGGUACAGUAUUCUUGGCUUGUGUUCGGCGACCAGAUUGUUUCAUUACGUUGGAUUCUUUGGGUUAGCUGAACUCCCGGCCCCCCCCCACGCGCCACGUAAGUUGGGGGCCCUGCACCGGCGUAAUGAAGGGGGGGGUCAAAAACCUGGGCCUCCAAAACGAGCGGUUGGCCGCUCUGGUCGUCCAUUCAGUCGGGCGUCCAGGCUUUUGACCCCAUACUCUGGUGUAUAGACCCAUUGUGGCGCUGGGGCCAAAGGCCCUGUUCGGGCCAUCGUGACCUCUACAAGUAGUAGUCAGGCUCGAGGAUGGAACAUCCGUUUUCAACUUCAAUCCUCACGACGAGGUUUCCUCCUCAGCCUCAGAACGGGUGUUUCCGAACAGCCUCUGCCAGGUGCUUCGAUGAAGCACCCAGCCUUCAAUAAAUAUCAUGGCGAUCGCCCUACAGGGCGUGACAAAUCUUUUUCAAAACGGUGGCAA